Zasmidium cellare ATCC 36951 is the source of this 1494-nucleotide messenger RNA. RefSeq lists its product as uncharacterized. Gene Ontology annotation, molecular function: snoRNA binding. Bases 1 to 1494 code for a protein of 497 amino acids. Gene Ontology annotation, cellular component: nucleolus; preribosome, small subunit precursor; cytoplasm. Gene Ontology annotation, biological process: rRNA processing. NCBI's taxonomy places the organism in Eukaryota, Fungi, Ascomycota, Dothideomycetes, Mycosphaerellales, Mycosphaerellaceae. The transcript has a single exon. The record is from RefSeq and is a predicted model, not a curated record.
AUGCCGAAAGCAGUCACAUCAAACUCGACAGCACGCCAAGAGCGACGACACAAUCCUCUGAGUGAAGAAUACUCGCCCUCAGCACCUCUGAAGCAAAAAGCAGGAAAGAAGAGGAAAUCUACGAGUGAAGCGAAUGGACAGGACGGAUACGUCGAUAGCAAGGCGUCGCGACGGAUUCUGGACCUCGGACAGGAUCUUGCAGCAGAAGAUGAGGCGGAGAACAAACCAAAGAGGCCAGCAGCAGAAAACACAGCAUUCGCAUUCGAGAGUCGGUUUCGGCCAGAAGAUCUUGAGGACGAGGAGGGAGGCGCAGAGCAGGGCGAGUACGAUGAUGAAGAGGCGUGGGGAUCAGAAGAGGAGUUAGAGGAGAUUGAGGUGGAUCCGAACGAUCUGGAGAUGUUCAACAAAUUCAACCCAUCAUUCGACCCUGCGACAUUACUACAACCGAACAAUGGCGAAGAAGAGGAGGCACAAGGACCUGGCACAAAUCUUGCGGAUCUGAUAUUAGAGAAAAUCGCAGCGCAUGAGGCGGCGCAACAGGGACACCCAGAUGGUGGACUACAGGUACAAGGAGGCGGCGAUCCAGAAGACGCAGUUGAACUGCCGGCCAAGGUGGUUGAGGUCUACACACAAGUCGGCCUUCUUCUCUCACGGUACAAGUCCGGCAAACUCCCCAAACCUUUCAAGAUUCUCCCAACUCUCCCACAAUGGGACAUCCUCAUCUCCAUCACCCGCCCAGACAGCUGGACACCCAACGCCGUCUACGAAGCCACCAAGAUCUUCACCUCCACCCGACCAGCAGUCGCGCAAGCCUUCUGCAACGACGUCCUCCUCCCACGAGUCCGCGAAGACAUCCGCGAGACCAAGAAGCUGAACGUCCAUCUCUACAAGGCCCUCAAGAAAGCACUCUACAAACCCGCAGCUUUCUUCCGCGGCUUCCUCUUCCCACUCGUCGGCUCGGGCACCUGCACACUGCGAGAAGCGACUAUUAUCUCUUCCGUCCUCGCGCGAGUAUCGAUACCCGUCCUCCACUCCGCCACGGCCCUCUACCGACUUUGCGAGAUCGCAGCCGAGCAGAUGAUGCACGAUGUCGAAUCUGCUGGUGCUUGCAACAUCUUCAUCCGGACACUCCUCGAGAAGAAGUACGCCCUGCCAUUCCGCGUAGUGGAUGCCUUGGUCUUCCAUUUCAUGCGAUUCAAAGCCAUGCAGCAGGAAAUGGGAGACGACGUGAGCAUGUCAGGGACUGGAGCUGGAGGGAAGAGAGAUCCCAAGCUGCCAGUGCUGUGGCAUCAGUGCUUACUUGCUUUCGCGCAGAGAUACAAGAAUGAGAUCACGGAGGACCAGAGAGAGGCGCUGCUAGACUUGCUGCUGGUGAAGGGACACAAGCAGAUCGGACCAGAGGUCAGGAGAGAGCUGCUAGAGGGCCGAGGACGAGGAGUUGUUGUGGAGCCGAGUAUGAAUGAUGGGGGCGAUGAUACCAUGAUGGACGCUUGA